UCUGUGAUCCGCUGCGGGAGCCAAGAGUCUGGGUCUGCCUGGCUUUCUUCCCUGGGGAGCUAGGAGCCCUGAAAUAGAAGCUCUUUACCCCCACCUUCCUCCCUGCAGAGAAAGGAACCGAAAAUCCCCAAGAGGGAGUUGGGCUGGGGGACAAGUAGAGAAGGAAACUGGACAGAGCCAGAAUCAGAGCCUGGAGUGGACUUCCUACACUGGGAGGGGCUUCUCCUCUCAAAAUCUGAAGUUCCCCUCCCCCAUCCUCUCUCCCAAUUCCUUACCGCCCAUGGGCCUCCCUCCUCUUUCCCCCUUCCCCCAGAUCCCAGUUGUCUCCUUUAUGCCCUAGUGGCUCAGCGAGGUUAAAGAGCCAACGUCCGGGCUUGGGGUCAGUAAUUCUAGUCCUUCAAGGUAGACAGGUGGGGGGAGAGAGAGAAAUUUCUGGAAGUCCUCCGUGCCCCGUGUGAUCACAGUGGGGUGGUACAGGGCCUGUGGGGCUACUGGUUGAUUUAGUUUGAGGGUAAGAAAAGGUAGAAGGAAGCAUUGGAGGGAAUUGAUGGGGCCAUUGGGAUGUACACUGCAGCAUUUAGGACACACAGCCUCAGAUCUGUGGAGAGGGAUGGGCCAGGGAUGCUGGCCAGAGUAAUAAAAGGCUGGGAGAUUGAGUGAGAGAGGUUCAUUCAUUCAAUAAACAUUUAUCAAGUGGCUACUAUAUCCAAUGCACUAAGCUGGCUGUGCAGAGAAGGGGCAAUGGGAGCAGAACUAAAAUAUCAUUCCUCUUCCAGGGGCCAAAGACCUUUGCCCUCUCCUCAGGAUCUUGUUACUUGCCCUCUCAGUGCCUUUUUACUGAGUCAGAAGUGUACCCCCACCCCCUAUCCCUGGGAAAGGGGAGGAUGGAGCAUUUCCCUUGGCAAGCAGGGCUGACUGGGACAUCUGUCCUUUCUUUAGGACAGACAGAAGGACAGUGCUUCUCUCUCUGGAGGUGAGGUGUUCUCCCUGAAUCCAGUGUGGGGGCCAUGGCUGGGAAGGGCUGGGUUGGGCUGGGGCUGAUUUCCUGGGCCCUCCUGGGAGUUAUUGUGGCUCCCCAGCCUGGCUCCUCAGUUCCCGGUGCUUUUCUUACCACCUUGGCCCCCCGCCCGCAGAGUGAGGCCUCCAUGUUAUCUCUCAACCUGGGCCUCAACUUUAAAUUUCAUGUUCGGGGACCUGGAUCUGCCUGGGGAGGACUGGCCACAGAGACCCAGCCUCGACUCCAAGUUCUGGACCAGGGCCCUGAUGACGGGGUUGGUGGGCUGAGGACCGACACUCUCCCUGGACUGUUGACGAGUUCUCCAGAGUUGGGGUCUGCCGAGGGCAGUGCUGUCUCCAGUACCUCCACCCUGCCUUUGCAGUCCACCUCUCCUGAUCCUCGGCCCAAAGAUGGGCUUCCUCUCCUGGGCACACUGUCCCUGGACACUCCCUUUCAAGCCACUGCCCCUCCACCCAGCACCCCAUGGCCCCACAAGGGUGAACUGGAACUGAAGUUUGACGUGGCACUGAGAGCAGGGGCAGCACCUACCCUUGGGCACAAGAUGCUGCCCUUGCUACCUAGCCUUCGGGCCAGCCUGGCAGAGAUAGCAGGACGCCUGGGUCCCUUUGGAUUCUUUGGCACUACCCUGUCCUCCGAGCUGGAGCCAAAUAACCUCACAAGCAGCAUCGUGGGCUCAAGUUCCUCUCCAAGCAAUGAUUCACUGCGGAGCGAACCCCCAGAUAUCACUCCCACCCCAAACGAGCCUUCUCCAGCCAGCCUGAGGAGCUCAUCAGCACAGCCAGAGUGUGCGGCCCAAGCCUGUGGCACCGGGAACCUGCCUGAACCCAAGGACCCUGCCCCGGCAGUUCCAGUGCCCCCCAUUUUUCUGAACCUAGAGGCUGACUGGGCCUCUGCCCGAGCCCGAUGGGGGCUGGCGUGGGAGGCCCAUGUGUACGGGGUGGGCGCGCUCUUCGGACUGGUGGCCUUGUUGGCCCUGCUGAGUCUGGCCCUCCUGCCCUGGCGUUGCCCACCAGGAGCCUCUUGCUUGGCUCUCCUCAAUCUGCUGCUGCUCUCAGCUGGCACUGCCCGGGCUUUUCCCCUCUUCUACGAUGCCUACGGGCACCGAGAGCGGCUGCCUGCGCUGGUCCGCCUGCUGCUGCACGACCUCUCUCUGCCCUGCCUCUCUGCCUGUCUGGGGCUGGCCUGCCUGCUGUUGGCCCGCCCCCACCCACCCCGCUGCCCCGGGGGCCUGGCCAUGCUGCUCCUCCUGGUGCUGGGCCUGUCCUCGGGGGCCACCAUGGCUGGAGCCGUCUCCAGACCCCUUCUGCCCCUGCUGCUGGCCUCCCGGGGCCUGGCUGCUCUCCUGGCCUCCCUUUUCUCAGGACUCCUGCUAGCUCUCUCCUGCCGCAGGAGCCGACGGAGGCAGGGGGUCUCUUUGGGGGGGGCCGGCCUCAAGGGCCCCACCCCAACUCCGAUGACCCGGGGUCCCUUUGCCCUCCCCCAGUCGUGGCAGCGGGCAGCCCGCACAGCCCCGGUGGCGGGGGCCUUCGGCCUGCUGAGUGGGGGUCUGCAGGGCUACAUGGUCUUGUACACUCUGGGCUACGGAGGCCAGCUGGGCCUGGCAGGGCCCUGGCCCUGGUGGGCCUUCCAGCUGGGGGUGCGUCUGGGCGAGGUGGGUGUGGCCCUGCCAUUAGCCCUGUUAGGGCUCUACCCCGCCCUCUGCAGUCCCCGCCUGUCCCAGAGGUGCUGGGCCAAACUGUUCCGCCUGUCCCCCGGUCACGGGGCCCCGCUGCUGCCCUCGGGCUGGGAACCAGGGCCCCCCAACAAGCUGCCCCCAGUAAAUGCCAUGGAGCAGGGUGAGGCUGAGCUGCUGCCUCUGUGUGCCCUGACCGGGCCCGGGCCCGACCUCCUCCUCCCUGGCAGCGGCCACCUGGGCAUCGAGGGGGUGGCUGCCCACCCGGCCCCCUCAGCAGCUUCUUCCCCAGGCACCGGCAGCGACUGCACUGUGGACUUCUGCCCGCCCUCCCCCAUCGACCUGCACCGGAGCAUUGCAGAGGCCCUCUGCAGUGAGGUGCUGAUGGCUCCGAGCUUUCUCCAGGCUCCGGUCUGCAGGGAGAGCCUGCCAGGACCGAGCCUCUCGGGCACCGCCUCCAGUGAGGAGAGUUCUGGGCCCAGGACGGCCGGGGCCCCGGGGGCAGAGCCGGGCUCCCCAGCCCCUGUGCUGCCCUCCCCUGGGGCCUGGCUGGUGGGCAGCAGCGCCUCCUCGGGCUCCCUGUACGGACUCUCCAGGGACAGCUCCUCCAUGCUGCUCUGCUCCAGCCCGGAGAAGCCCCCUCGGUCUUCUCUGCCAGGAAUCUGCAGCACCCCCCGACCUUCAGGGAGGAGCCCCGGCCCCCCGGGCCCUGGGUGCUACAGGGCUCUGUCCCUGCCCUCCUGCAGCUCUCCCGAGAGAGCAGAGCUGGCCAGGGAAGAAGCCCUGCUCCAAGAGCAGUUCCUGGAUGCUUGCCGGCAGAUUGACGAGCUCAGCGUCAGCAGUGAGACCAUAGACCUGUGAGGGCUGGGCAGCCCCCUGCUGCCCUCCUCCUGCCCUGUUCCUCCAGGCGCCUGCACUGCCCAUGACCUAUUCACUGUAACCCUGCCCCACUCCUGCCUGGCUCAAGCACCCCUUCCCCUGGUCUCUUCCAUCCCUGGGGAUGAGUGGGCUGGGGCUCAACACAAUGGACGGGGAAGGCACCAGAACGGCCUCUUCUGGGCACCCACGCCCAGUGCCCACCCUAUGGGCAACUGCAGCCCGGCAGAGUCGGACUCUCCUUGGAUUCACCAGCAAUAAAGUUCCAAGGUGCUCCAUUCCUUCUGACAAGCCUGCGUGCCGCUCAGGGUGGGAACUGCGGCGGGGGGCUGCUCUUGGACCCCUGCUUCUGCCUUCCCGAGGAUCCCCUAGCCUGCGAGUGUGUGUGUGUGACACGGGUCCCGCCUCUCUCCUGCCCUUCCUCCCCUCACGGAUGGCACCGCUGAUCCUUCCAGUGGCCGGGAGAAAAGUAGCUACUUUUAGAGCUAAUUUAUCAAUAAAAUAUUUUCUGAAGAGAGGCAUCUGAUUAAUUGGGAGAGCUGGGAGGGAGUGAUGGCGGCAGCGCCCCAGGUGAAAA
This is a messenger RNA of Sarcophilus harrisii (Tasmanian devil), 4143 nucleotides long. It is a transcript of the gene PRRT4, whose product is annotated as proline rich transmembrane protein 4. The record is from RefSeq and is a predicted model, not a curated record. The transcript is spliced from 3 exons. NCBI's taxonomy places the organism in Eukaryota, Metazoa, Chordata, Mammalia, Dasyuromorphia, Dasyuridae. Bases 1008 to 3551 code for a protein of 847 amino acids.